Puma concolor (puma) is the source of this 2706-nucleotide messenger RNA. The record is from RefSeq and is a predicted model, not a curated record. Lineage: Eukaryota; Metazoa; Chordata; Mammalia; Carnivora; Felidae.
AUGGCGGACCCGGAGGUGUGCUGCUUCAUCACCAAAAUCCUGUGCGCCCACGGGGGCCGCAUGGCCCUGGACGCGCUGCUCGAAAAGAUCGCGCUCACCGAGGCGCAGCUCCGCGAAGUGCUGGAGGCGGCUGGGCCCGACCGAUUCGUGUUGCUGGAGACCGGCGACAGGGCCAGGGUAACCGGCUUCGUGGUGGCCACCACCCGAGCCCGGGUCUGCCGUCGCAAGUACUGCCAGAGACCGUGCGAAGACCUGCACCUCUGCAAACUCAACCUGCUGGGCCGAUGCCGCUAUUCGCAGUCGGAGAGGAAUCUGUGCAAAUAUUCUCACGAGGUUCUCUCGGAAGAGAACUUCAAGAUCCUGAAAAAUCAUGAGCUCUCUGGACUGAACAAAGAGGAAUUAGCAGUGCUCCUCGUCCAAAGUGACCCCUUUUUUAUGCCGGAGAUAUGCAAAAAUUAUAAGGGAGAGGGUCGAAAAGUUAUUUGUGACCAGCAUCCAUCAUGCGAAAGACUCCACAUCUGCGAGCACUUUACCCGAGGGAUUUGCGGUUAUGCCAACUGCCUCAGGUCCCAUAACCUGAUGGAUAGGAGGGUGCUGGCCAUCAUGAGGGAGCACGGGCUGAGCCCCAGCGUGGUUCAGAACAUCCAGGAUAUCUGCAACAGCAAGCACGGCCGAAAGAAACACCCCAGGGGCAAAGCUCCUUGCUCCCAUCGUAGAGAUGUGGCAUACAGAGGGAGAAGCAAGAGCAGAGAACGAUCGUUUCAGGGCGGUCCAGAAUUUCUCCCACCUGCUUCCGCUUCUACUCAGAAGUCCAGCACCCCCAGUUCAGAUCAAAUCGGCCACAGGCCUCCCCUGGAUGACAUGCCCGUAGGGGAGCUGGCCCACAAGUUCAUGCAUUUGGGAAGUCAAGAUUGCCCUCAGCCUUCCCCGGUCUCGCCUAAGGUUGAUAAUCUUGGAGGAACAGGUCACAUGGAAAGAAGCCAGCGGUUUUCAGAGAAUGGCGGUCCAGAGGAUGUCUUUUUCGGGAAUCAAGGCAGCACUUCCCUCCCUUCUGACCCAAUGCCAGCUUCCAACCGGAGGGGCCCGGCGUCCUGGCUGAAUGACAAAGGCACCGGGAGAGGGAGUUUGUUUGCCCAGAGUCAGGCUGCCUCUGGCCCCCCUCUGGGUUCUCCACGGACACCUGAAACCACAACCACCAGAAAGAGCGCGGGGAUGCUUUCCACAGAUGGCACGAAUGCCGAGGGCAGAAGCGGGAAUCAAAAUGUCCAGUAUUUCUCGCUUUUCGAUAAUAAUGUUGAUGGAGCGGCCACAGAUGGAGCUUCCACAAGUUGUCUAAAUUACAAAACCACAACCAGCGGCCAGAGAGAAAAAUCGUUACCUAGGAAUCAGGACACCGGAACUACUCACGGUGGUCUCCAGACCACUGGCAAGAUUACAGAUGGCGCUGAUCCAGCAGCGGCCUCUGUGAACAAUUCUGCAUCUGACGUUGAGAAUACCAGCUCUUCCAGGAUGGAUGACUGUGGCCCACAGGAAAUUUGUCUUGACCAUCUGUGUAAAGGUUGUCACCUUGGUGACUGCAACAAAGUUCACUUCCACCUGCCUUACCGGUGGCAGAUAUUACUUGCAAAUACCUGGAUGGACCUCCAGCCCAUGGAGAACAUUGAGAAGGCCUAUUGUGACCCCCAGAUCCACAGCUUUUCUAUCGGAAAUAAAAACAUCAACUUCCAGAUGAUGGUUUGUAAUUGUAAUCCUAUCCGGCGUAUCUCCACACCUUCAUCUGUCACAGUGCUGACCAAUUUUGUCUUUGCCACAAAAUGGAUUUGGUACUGGAGGAACAAAUCCGACAGAUGGGUUCAAUAUGGGGAGAAGGUCGACAAACAGCAAGCUGCAAAUGUCGACUCUUCGUACCUGGAGUCUUUCUUUCUGUGCUCUCCGAGGGGAAUUGUGCCAUUUCAGGCGGGUUCACGGAGCUACGAGCUGAGUUUUAUGGGGAUGAUUCAAACAAACGUAGCUUCCAAGACCCAAAAGAAUGUUGUCAGAAGGCCAAAAUUCGUGUCUUACGAGGAUGUGGAACAGAUUAAAAGGGGGUUCAAGCAUCAGCCGGUGCAGACCCUGUCAGAGCCGUUAACCUCGACAUUGUUCCCUCAGCAGGAGUUCGGCUUGAAUGGUUAUGAGCUGUUAGAGAUCAAUCAGCAGACUCUGGAAUAUGACACAAUAAGCGAGCGUUUUAAAGCUUCCAUGAAAAAUUUCAAGAUUGAAAACAUAAAGAAGAUCAAGAAUACAAAGCUCUUGAAUGCUUUUGAAAGGAAGAAAAUGAAGAUGAACAACAAAAGGGAAAACAUCCUGUUUUGUGCCACAAGCCGCGCCCAUGUGGAGUCUAUCUGUGCGAAUAAUUUUGACUGGAUCUUACAUGGGACUGAUGAAAACAAAUAUGGAAGAGGAAAUUACUUCAGAAAAGAUGCCAUCUAUUCCCAUAAAAAUUGCCGGUAUGAUACCAAAAACAUCGUGAUGUUUGUAGCUCGAGUCCUGGUUGGAGAUUUUACUCAAGGAGCUGUGGGAAGCAUAAGCCCUCCUCCACCACCAUAUGACAGCUAUGUGGAUGCAAGGUUGAAUCCCUCCGUGUUUGUCAUCUUCGAGAAAGAUCAGAUUUACCCAGAAUAUGUGAUUGAAUAUACUGAACUAGACAAAGCCUGCGUGAUUAGUUAG